UGACUCCUUAUUGCUGUUUCAGGGACAGGAUCUGUUUGCAAAAAUGGGCACUGAUUUCCCUGAGAUGGAGAUGAUUCCCUUGGACAGCAGACAGAGGCCACUAGGUGACUGGAUGAUGCUGGCAGCACCUCCUCAGCCAUCUCCUCUUCACAGUGGAGGGGAAGCAGCUUCUGUGGCACUGGAACAGGGUUCAGCAUCCUUUGAGGAUGUGGCUGUGCAUUUCACAGAUGAGGAAUGGGCACUGCUGGAUCCGGACCAGAGAGCUCUGCAUACAGAAGUCAUGGAGGAGACCUGUGGGAUCUUGGCCUCUCUUGACGGUGGAGAAUUGGAAAGCAGAAAUAAGAGAAACUGCUACGAAAUCUAUACAGUGGGGGAACCAUAUAAAUAUUGGGAGUGUGGAGAGAGCUUCAAUCAGAGCUCCCUUCAAAUAAUUCAUACAGGGGAGAAACAAUUUCAGUGCUUGGAAUGUGGAAAGAACUUCAUUCGGAGCGACCAUCUCACUUCCCAUCAAAGAAUUCAUACAUGCGAGAGACCAUAUCAAUGCUUGGAAUGUGGAAAAAGCUUCAGGUUGAAACAUAAUCUCACUUCCCACCAAAGAAUUCAUACCGGGAGGAAACCGUAUCAGUGCUUAGAAUGUGGAGAGAGCUUCCGCUGGAAGAGAAGUCUCACUUCCCAUCAAGGAAUUCAUACAGGGGAGAAACCAUACGAAUGUUUAGAAUGUGGAAAGAGCUUCAGUCGGAGACACCAUCUCACUUCCCACCAAAUGAUUCACAGUGGGGAGAAGCCCUAUCAGUGCUUGGAAUGUGGGAAAUGCUUCAGCCAGAGUUCACAUCUCACGACCCAUCAAAUAAUUCACAGCAAGGAGAAACCAUUUCACUGCUCGGAAUGUGGAAAGAGCUUCAGUCGGAGCAGCCAUCUCAUCCUCCAUCAAAUGAUUCAUACAGGAGAAAAACCGUAUCAGUGCUUGGAAUGUGGGAAGAGCUUCCGCUGGAAGGAAAGCCUCACUUCCCAUCAAAGAAUUCACACUGGGGAGAAACCAUAUCAGUGCUUGGAAUGCGGGAAGUGCUUCAGUCGGAGCAGCAGUCUCUGUUACCAUCAAAGAAUUCACACAGGGGAGAAGCCAUAUCAGUGUUUGGAGUGUGGGAAGAAUUUCAGUCAGACCUCCCACCUGUAUUCCCAUCAAAGGAUUCACACAGAGGAGAAGCAAUUUCAGUGCUUGGAAUGUGGUAAAACCUUCAACUUUAAGAAAAACCUCACUUCCCAUCAAAGAAUUCACACAGGGCAGAAACAAUAUAAAUGCUUGGAAUGUGGAAAGUGUUUCAAAGACAGUGGGAGUCUCAGUUCCCAUCAAAAAUGUCAUACAGGGGAUAAAAUGGAUGAGCAAAACUCAGCUGGCUCUGAAGCAGGAAGAGGCCGCAGUGCCAUCAAACCAGGGAGCUCUGGAGUAUUCUGGAAAAACUCAGUGCAGGAGGUCCUAGGUGAGGAUGCCCUCAGUUCAGAUGUGCAGCGGCAGCAGUUCAGACAUUUCUGCUACCACGAACCCCAAGGACCCCGAGAGGUUUGCAACCAACUCCACCAUCUUUGCCGCCAGUGGCUGAAGCCAGAGCAACACACAAAGAAUCAGAUGCUUGAUCUGGUCAUCCUGGAGCAGUUCCUGGCGGUCCUCCCCCCGGAGAUGCAGAGCUGGGUGAGGGAAUGUGGUGCAGAGUCCAGCUCUCAGGCAGUGGCCCUGGCUGAAGGUUUUCUCCUGAGCCAGGCAGAGGACAGGAAGCGGGAACAACAGGAUCUGCUUGCAAAAAUGGGCACUGAUUUACCUGAGAUGGAGAUGAUUCCCUUGGACAGCAGACAGAAGCCACUAGGUGACUGGAUAAUGCUGGCUGGACCUCCCCAGCCAUCUCUUCUUCACAGUGGCAGGGAAGCAGCUUCUGUGGCACUGGAACAGGUUCCAGCUUCCUUCGAGGAUGUGGCUGUGCAUUUCAUGGAUGAGGAAUGGGCACUGCUGGAUCCUGACCAGAGAGCUCUACAUACGGAAGUCAUGGAGGAGACCUGUGGGAUCCUGACCUUACUUGGAGGUGGUGAAUUGGAAUGCAAGACUAAGGGAGACUAUUACAAAAUCUAUACAGUAGGGGCGCAAUGUAAAUAUUGGGAGUGUGGACAGAGUUUCCGCCAGAGCUCCCUUCAUGGAAUUCAUAAAGGGGAAAAACAAUAUCAGUGCUUGGAAUGUGGAAAGACCUUCAAUCGGAGGGACCAUCUCACUUCCCAUCAAAUAAUUCAUACAGGCAACAGACCAUAUCAGUGUUUGGAAUGUGGAAAAAGCUUUAGCUUGAAACAUAAUCUCACUUCCCAUCAAAGAAUUCAUACAGGGAGGAAACCGUAUCAGUGCUUGGAGUGUGGGGAGAGCUUCCGCUGGAAGAAAAGUCUCACUUCGCAUCAAGGAAUUCAUACAGGAGAGAAGCCAUAUGAAUGCUUAGAAUGUGGAAAGAGCUUCAUUCAGAAGGAAACACUCACUUCCCACCUAAAAAUUCAUACAGGGGAGAAACCAUAUCAAUGCUUAGAAUGUCGAAAGUGUUUCAGUCGGAGAGAUCAUCUCACCUCCCACCAAAUGAUUCACAGUGGGGAGAAGCCCUAUCAGUGCUUGGAAUGUGGAAAGAACUUCAGUCAGAGUUCACAUCUCAUGACCCAUCAAAGAAUUCACAGCAAGGAGAAACCAUUUCACUGCUUGGAAUGCAGAAAGAGCUUCAGUCGGAGCAGCCAUCUCAUGUCCCAUCAGAUGAUUCAUACAGGAGAGAAACCAUAUCAAUGCUUGGAAUGUGGAAAGAGCUUCCGCUGGAAGGAAAGUCUCACUUCACAUCAAAGAAUACAUGUAGGAGAGAAACCAUAGAAGCUGUAGAAGCUGGGGGUCAGUGGACCUGGCAGGGCUGCUAAGAAGUCACAGAGGUGUGCUGCAAGUAGCCAUUGACAGCCUCCUCCAUGAAUUUAUCCAAUCCCCUUUUACAAACAUAUGAAUUGAUGGCUGUCAAUACUUCUUGUAGGUAGGGGUGAAUUCCAUAGUUUAAAUGUGUCCUUCAUCGACCUUCCUGCUGUUUUGAAAGGAGGGC
Messenger RNA from Lacerta agilis (Sand lizard), 3098 nucleotides. Its product is annotated as zinc finger protein 420-like. Gene Ontology annotation, biological process: regulation of transcription by RNA polymerase II. Gene Ontology annotation, molecular function: RNA polymerase II cis-regulatory region sequence-specific DNA binding; DNA-binding transcription factor activity, RNA polymerase II-specific. The record is from RefSeq and is a predicted model, not a curated record. The transcript is spliced from 9 exons. The coding region runs from base 44 to 2881 and encodes 945 amino acids. Lineage: Eukaryota; Metazoa; Chordata; Lepidosauria; Squamata; Lacertidae.